Messenger RNA from Thermothelomyces thermophilus ATCC 42464, 159 nucleotides. RefSeq lists its product as uncharacterized. The transcript has 2 exons. Bases 1 to 159 code for a protein of 52 amino acids. The record is from RefSeq and is a predicted model, not a curated record. Lineage: Eukaryota; Fungi; Ascomycota; Sordariomycetes; Sordariales; Chaetomiaceae.
AUGUUCGGAAAUAGGGACAUCACUAUCGCCGCCUUUACCCCUAUCGUCGUUGCCGUCCAGAUGGUCGGACUUGCCUGCUGUGACCGCGAAUACUCGGACGCCCUGGACAUUUUGAGCCGAGACUCCUCCCUAUCUGACCAGAUGGAGGUUUGGUUCUAG